This is a messenger RNA of Neltuma alba, 891 nucleotides long. Its product is annotated as putative F-box protein At3g17480. Bases 1 to 891 code for a protein of 296 amino acids. The record is from RefSeq and is a predicted model, not a curated record. The transcript has a single exon. Gene Ontology annotation, molecular function: protein binding. NCBI's taxonomy places the organism in Eukaryota, Viridiplantae, Streptophyta, Magnoliopsida, Fabales, Fabaceae.
AUGCAACUCCUUGAAGUUCAUAGUGCAAGUCUGAUUGAUCUCCUGCGGGAUGCUACGAUCGUCGAUUCCAGCAAUGGCUUGCUCUGUGUCAGACUCAGUUGUUCAUCUCAUCCCAUCUUAUUGUGGAAUCCAGCAAUGAGGCGGGUCAGAGUGGUGGCUAAAGCUGCUAAUUGUUUUGAGGAUAAGUAUUACAAGUUGGGAUUUGGAUUCUGUUCAAUUGUUAAUGAUUACAAGAUUUUAAGAAUUAGUGCUUCUAAUGCGCAGGACUGGCAAGGGGAAGUUUAUUCAGUAAAGACUGGGCUAUGGAAGAAAGUAGAAUGUGGUACCUUUGAUGGUGUAUCUAUUUGGUGUAGCAGUAUUGUUGCUAAUGGAAACAUCUUCUGGUUUGGAUUUAAGCCAAAUGGAGAGAGCAGAGUUCAUUUGUUAGUCUCAUAUAACUUGGCACUAGAAGUGUUUACGUUGAUACCAUCACCUAUUUCAUUUCUUAAACCAAUAGAUUUACUUCUCUCCAGGCUUACUGUUUAUGAGAAUAAACUUGCUAUACUUUCUCACUAUACCAUUGACUUUGAAUCUUCUUUGAUUGAUUUGUGGGUAAUGGAGGAGGAAACGGGUACAUCUGACGAAAGAUGGGAUUGGACUAAGAAAUAUAGCAUCAGCCACCCUUGUUGGUUAGUUCCAAGGACUAUUUGGAGGAAUAAUUUAGUCUGCUAUCUUGAUAUAGUGGCGUUUAGACGAAUUAGUGCAAAUGAUGGAAAAAAUGUUGUUUUGGUCAAUCUAACUACUAACGAAUUUAAGAUAGUUGUUAUCCACAAAUGUGGCAUCGGUUAUCCUGUUUUGAACUAUGUGGAAAGUCUUGUGCCAGUUGAAAAUGACUACACUGAAGAGCUUUGA